GAAGAAGAAAAGACUGGAGAUCUGAUUAACACAACAAUGGCAUCUAGGAGAAUUCGCUCCACGCGCAGACUACGCUCUUGGAUGGUUGAACAGGUCAGCAGUGGGAAGUAUCCUGGCCUGAUAUGGGACGACAACGCCAAGACCAUGUUCCGUAUACCCUGGAAACACGCCGGGAAUCAGGACUUCCGUAGUGAAGAUGGAGCCAUCUUCAAGGCAUGGGCGGUAUUCAAGGGGAAGUUGUCUGACGGGAGUCGUGCUGACCCUUCCUUCUGGAAGACCCGGCUGCGCUGCGCUCUCAAUAAGAGCCCAGAGUUCAGAGAGGUCAGCGAGAGGUCACAGCUGGACAUCUCCCAACGAUACAAAGUUUACCGCCUUGUACCCAUCAACGAACAAGGAGAGAGACCAGGCUCUCGCUCUGACAGCGGGAGGAGUCCUUCAGAGGAUCCAGACCCAGAGACAUCCAAACCAGCAAGACCACACCACUGCUCCCACUGUGGAAAGAGUUUUACUAAGCUACGGAACCUUAAAGAGCAUGAGAGGACGCACACAGGAGAAAAGCCUUUCCAAUGUUCCCAGUGUGGAAAGAGUUUUACCCGGUUAAGGGCCCUGAAUGGGCAUGACAGGACACACACAGGAGGGGAAAAGACCUACCAGUGCUCUCAGUGUGGAAAGAGUUUUACUACAUUUGGGAGCCUGAAAAUACAUAAAGACAUACACUCCAGAGAGAAGCCUUACCCAUGCUCUCAAUAAGGAAUUACUUUUACCUGGUUAGGGAGCCUGAAAAUGCAUGAGAAGACACACAUACAGUGAGGGAAAAAAGUAUUUGAUCCCCUGCUGAUUUUGUACG
Molecule: messenger RNA, 847 nt
Organism: Coregonus clupeaformis (lake whitefish)
Lineage: Eukaryota; Metazoa; Chordata; Actinopteri; Salmoniformes; Salmonidae
Product: interferon regulatory factor 9
Exons: 5
Coding region: 37-750 (237 amino acids)
Biological process (GO): immune system process; regulation of transcription by RNA polymerase II
Cellular component (GO): nucleus
Molecular function (GO): DNA-binding transcription factor activity, RNA polymerase II-specific; RNA polymerase II cis-regulatory region sequence-specific DNA binding
Source: RefSeq, a predicted model, not a curated record